Messenger RNA from Drepanopeziza brunnea f. sp. 'multigermtubi' MB_m1, 423 nucleotides. The record is from RefSeq and is a predicted model, not a curated record. NCBI's taxonomy places the organism in Eukaryota, Fungi, Ascomycota, Leotiomycetes, Helotiales, Drepanopezizaceae.
AUGUCGAUCUUUAAGCUAAAGCUUAUUAAAGCCUACUUUAUCGACAAUCUUAAUAAAGGUUUUAUCGAACUUUUAACAGCGCUAUUUGCAGCUCUAGUCUUGUUUGCUAAGAAGCAAAACGGUUCUCUCCGCUUUUGUAUUAACUUCCGCGCGCUGAACAACUUUACUCGUAAAGAUCGAUACCUCUUCUUUUUAAUCGAUAAGACCUUCGCACGUCUUUUAAAAGCUAAAAUCUUUACGAAACUCGACAUUCGGCAAGCCUUUUAUAAAAUACGGAUAGACUUAGCUUUAAAAAAGCUCACAACAUUCAAGACACGCUACGCUCCCGCUAAGCUCAACUACGUCGUCUACGACAAAAAGAUACUGGCUAUCAUACGCUCUUUUAAUAACUUCCGCGCCGAACUCGCCGGCUCCUUUUAUUAA